AUGAGCUCAGUGAAUUUAUCGGUGUUCGCUCAUGACGCGGCCGUUUGCAAACGCAACUCCAACUUAAUAUUCGGAAUUAGCUAUUCUUUAAUAGAAAAUUCGCUUGUUUCAGGCGCAUGCGACGUGGCGGGCGGGGCGGGGUCAGUGAACUCGCUGCCGGGCGGGGGUAGCGCGCGCCUCGUGCCCACCUUCGACGCGGCCACGCCGCGCAACGUCACCGCGCUCGUCGGCAAAUCCGCGUACCUCAGCUGCCGCGUGCGCAACCUCGGCAACAGAACGGUGUCAUGGAUCCGGCACCGCGACCUGCACAUCCUGACGGUGGGCGGCUACACAUACACGUCGGACCAGCGCUUCCAGGCAACGCACUCACCGCACACCGACGACUGGACGCUGCAGGUGAAGUGGGCGCAGCAACGCGACGCCGGCGUGUACGAGUGCCAGGUCUCCACGCAGCCCGUGCGAUCCUUCUUCGUCACGUUGCACGUCGUAGAUUGUGACGAGAUUUAUCAGAGGAUGUUUUCCGACGCAGUGCCGUCGGCGCGCAUCCUGGGCGGGCCGGACCUGCACGUCGACAUCGGCUCCACCAUCAACCUCACCUGCCUCAUCCAGUUCAGUCCCGAGCCGCCCGCAUACAUAUUCUGGUACCACGAGGACGAGGUGAGCGGACGCAAACAGGUCAUAUCGUACGACUCUUCGCGCGGCGGCGUGUCCGUGGUGACGGAGAAGGGCGCGGCCACGACGUCGUACCUGUUGGUGCAGGACGCGGCGCCGGCCGACUCCGGCCGCUACUCCUGCUCGCCCUCCAACGCCGAGGUCGCCUCCGUCAGAGUCCACGUGCUCAACGGCGAGCGGCCGGCGGCUAUGCAGACGGGCUCGGCGGGCCUGUCGGACAGCUGGGGCUGCUUGGCGGUGCUGCUGGCGGCCGCAGCGCUGCACGCCCGCCUGCUGCGCGCCGCGCUCGCCAGCUGAUCGCGCGCCCGACCCCGCGCCUCACCCCGCCCCGCGCGCAACUCGCAACCUUGUUGUAUCGUAACUAAUGUUACUGGAAACGAAAACUUAGUUAAUUCUAAAUUAUAAGUACCUUAAUAAUUUCGAAUAGGGAUUUCUAAAUACUCUUAAGGUUUUUAUGAGACGAUUACUAGUAGCGUUCGAAUGACCCGAGCUUCGUGAAUUAAAAUGAUGGAUUUGACGAGUUUAUCGAGAUUUUUUAAUUUUAUAUUAUAACAGCACAUGAGUGCUUACGUUUUGGUAAAAACACUUUUACCUACAUAAAUACUUAAAGAAUAAUUCAAAGUUGGCAAUAAAUUGUAAUUGUAUUGAUUUAAAGUCUUACAAACUUUAUUUAUUUAAUGUUAACUAGCGACUUGUAUGUGUUGUGUUGUCUUAGUGUUGUUCCUGAUACAACUGCAGCUCGGUGACAAUUUGAAAUACGAGUAUGUAUUAUAUGUUGUGCAAUAAUACUGAUUAUAAUUACAAGCAACGUCUCGGGUCUUACUUCAAAAAAUCAUCUAAUUCGUUGCUCCCGCGACUGUAAAUAUUAUUAUUAUUAUUAUUGAGGAAGGGAAUCAUGUAAUUAAUUUAAUAAAAUAAUGUAACUUAUUCAAUAAAUGGGUGAAGGGAGGAAGUCGCGUCGCGGCGAUUGGACGCGGUGAUGGCGAUGCUGACGGACGGAAUAUUUCAUAGUUAAACUAUUACUAUAUAAGUAAGUAAGCACACGUUACAAGUUAAGGCUCUCGAUGUUUUUGUGUUGAGUCAACACAUUAAAAGAAGGCUCGCGACUCUGCGUUUCAAAGAAGGCAACACUAAAAUAUUUUGUGCACGAAAUGACAUUACAUUCUUGAACAAUAUUUGUGACACAAAAUACAUUGUAAUUAAAAUUUGAAAAUAAAGGGCUAAUGUUAUAGUUUUGAUUGUUGAACACAUGAUGAAAUAUAAUUUUAAUAAAUAGUAAAACAAGGGAGGACGCGGACACGGCAAGUGGAAAUUUCAUUGUUUUUAUUUAAAAAUUUAAUUGUUGAUAAUUUAUAAUCUUUCAAUUCGUCCUCCUUCUCAGUGUUUUACUAUUAUUCAUGAGAAUGUUUUCAUUGUUUUUAAGAAAUUACGAAUUGUUGAAUAUUUAGUUGAAUGCUUGUGUACACUGCGUUAAAUGUAAUAUACUCGUAAGUAUAGACAUGUAUGUAACUCGUGAAACUCUUCCACAGUGUUGUUCAGAAAAUUAUUAACAACAUUUCAGACUACAUUUUUGUAAAAAAAAAAUAGAAAGUUACUCUAUCACACUUCUUUUCCUUGUCAUAUUGAUGGCAGAAAAAAUAUUGUGUUGUCUGUGAGUGUAUCUAGUCUUUGAAGAAACAUCAAAGACUUUGUAAGAGACUGUCGGGGAUCAGCGGAAUUGUUGUAAAAGUUUUAUAAAUUUUAAUUAUAUACAUACUUAUAGUGAAGUUGCAUUGUAAAAUUAUAUUUAUUUUAACAAAUAUAUUAUAUCAUUUUUGUUACAAAAGGAGUCAAUUUCUUUUGGGAGCACACAGUAUGGUGACGUAUACAAAUCAAGUAUAAAUAAUGAAAAAAACUCAAUUUCUUGUUAUAGAAGUCAUUUUUUGUUUGUAAAAUCUAAAUACAAUGAUGCGAGUGUAAACAAGUAGACGAUUUCUUGAUUCACAUUGUGCUUCAAUAGUUUUAGAUGUUUCUAAUAACCUGAAAAUGUACGAUAAUUUUGUCCUAUUCUCAUCAUAUUCCUUUUGUACUCGCAUAGGAAGUUAUUAUAUUAUAUUUUAAGAGAUUGUAAGAAACACAUGAACAUAUGUUUCUUACUGGUCACCAUUCUCCACUGGUCGGUGAAUCUCAAACAAAAGAAAUUGUCUCCUUUCGUUUGCUGAAUUGCUGUUUUAAAAAGUAAAUAAAGUGAGGAAACACUACAAAAUGGUGGAUAAAAGGUACAUCAAUAAAAUUAAUCAAUGCGAUUUCUUAUUUACAAAUAUUACAAAGUCCACAUUGCUCUCUUCCAUUUACAUUGAAACAUAAAAUAACAUGAAACUAGUAUUUAUAAUAAUAUUUGUUCAAGAACAGUGUUGCAACAGUUUUGACAUAUAACAGUGACAAGAGUUAAUUACUAUUCUAUUCUAGUAAUAACACAUAGAUAAGCAGCGGCGCUCCAUCGUGUCGACGAUUUUAAAUAUGUUGAAAAUAUUUGUGAAUUAAAAUGUCUAUAUCCUCCUCACAACUCCUCAUAACAGACAGACAAAUAUGUAAAUGUUAAUUACUAUAAAUAUUGGAAGGAGAACAUUUUGUAUAGAGAUCACUAAGAUACCAUGUAAAUAUAAAUUAAUAGAUAAAGUUAUCAAUAAAAUGUCACUAUGUAUGUAUGUGUAUGUGUGUGUGGCUGCACA
Molecule: messenger RNA, 3383 nt
Organism: Papilio xuthus (Asian swallowtail)
Lineage: Eukaryota; Metazoa; Arthropoda; Insecta; Lepidoptera; Papilionidae
Product: peroxidasin homolog
Exons: 7
Coding region: 1-969 (322 amino acids)
Biological process (GO): synapse organization
Cellular component (GO): neuron projection membrane
Source: RefSeq, a predicted model, not a curated record